CACUAAUAGAGCUGGUAUUGAAGGACAUUGUGGAUGGGGGGGUCAAAAUUUAAUAAUGGAGUAGUGAGAGGACUGCCAUAGAAGGUAAUGAAACUGUUUCUCGUUUAAUUCGACGAGAGCUACCGUCUUAAAUUUCUGUGCUCCACGUCGAACCAGACGGAUCGUGUUGACGACAACGCUGCUCCGGUAAGAUCAGAUCGAUUUCUUCUCCUCUCCGCCGCCGCCAUGGACGCCGAUGGCGAUUUCGAGCACGAAGGUCAAUUUGAACGCGUGAGAAAUGUGGCGAAAGAUGUUGAGGUGAAAGGGUUCAACCCUGGAUUAGUUGUCCUCCUCAUCGUCGGUGGUCUUGUAUUGGCAUUCCUUGUGGGGAACUACUUGCUCUAUAGGUAUGCGCAAAAGACUCUCCCCCCGAAGAAAAAGAAACCGGUUUCCAAGAAGAAGAUGAAGAAGGAAAGGCUGAGGCAAGGCGUCUCUGCACCUGGGGAAUAGAUUGAUCUUUAUAGCAGUGAAGUCCUUUCAAAUGUUGAGUUCAUGACUGGAAUGUCCAAGUCUUUCUGACAAGCUUUAUUCUUUUUUCCCCCAGAGAUGUUUUGCCUUCUAUUUAUGAACAUGUCCUCUAGUUGGUUGGUACCAGUAAGCUAAAAUUGAAUUUUCUUUUACUUGUUUGUGUUCUUAUGGCUAAAUUACCAG
This is a messenger RNA of Cuscuta campestris, 690 nucleotides long. Lineage: Eukaryota; Viridiplantae; Streptophyta; Magnoliopsida; Solanales; Convolvulaceae. The record is from the annotation of a GenBank genome assembly.